GUGAAUCAUUCUCGCCAGACUUGUGAAGCGAUCUAGCUAUUUCAUCCCGCAUCUAGCCUCUUACAACAUGCAGGCUAAAAUGUUGGCACAUACGGAGAGUGUGGAAAAGGAAAUACUGAAACUCCGUCGUGAGAUAGAGGAUUUGGAACAAUCUGUGAAGAUCGAUCCUGAAAUUUCCAAGCUCGAAACUCAAAACAAUAAGCUCAAAUAUCAGAUAUCUCACCUACAACAAGCUAUAGAAAAGGAAAAGAGUAAGAGGAUGAUAGCAUUCCCAACAUUCUUUAGUGAGAAGAUAGGAACUGUCGUGUCCAAAUUGUACCCUGGUGUUUCUGCUAAGAUAGAGGUUGGGCCGAAUAAUACGAAAGGUAAGAAUGGGGAUUACCAAUGCAGCUGCUCUUUUUUAAUCGCCAAAGAGAUGGGUAAAAUGGGCCAGAAAUCCAAUCCUAAAGAGAUCGCAAACAAUUUGUCUCAAAACUUUGAGAAUGUUUCGUGUUUGGAGAAGAUAGAAGUUACAGGACCCGGGUUCCUAAACCUUUACUUGAAACCAAAUUUCGUUAGUUCCCAAAUACAAGACCUGCUAGUAAACGGUAUCAAGCCUCCGCCCUGCAAGAAGCUGGAGAAAGUAUUUGUUGACUUCUCCUCACCCAACAUUGCUAAAGAAAUGCACGUCGGUCAUUUGCGGUCCACUAUUAUAGGUGAUACUGUGUGUAGACUGCUAGAGUUUGUUGGGCAUGACGUUCAUAGGGUAAAUCACCUGGGAGAUUGGGGCACACAGUUUGGUAUGUUCAGUCCUCCUCCCCCUCCUCAGUCCUCCUCCUCCUCCUCCUCCUCCUAUAGCCAUUUGAUAUUCACGGAAGAAGAAGAAGUACCCAUGAUGAUAGUAAAAAGUGACGGUGGUUUCACUUAUGACACCUCUGACCUCGCAGCAAUUAAGUACAGAAUGGUAACAAAUGAGGCUGACUGGGGUAUUUAUGUUGUAGACAGUGGUCAGGGACUUCACUUUAAGCUACUUUUCUCUGCAGCUAAAAAGAUAGGACUUAUUAAACCUGAACAGAAGUUAAGUCACGUGGGAUUCGGUGUAGUGUUGGGAGAAGACAGGAAGAAGUUUAAGACUAGAUCUGGAGAUACAGUCAAACUCAAAGAUCUUCUUGACGAAGGAUUACAGAGGGCAGAUAAGAAGAUAAGAGAAAAGGAAGAGAUAAAGAAGGAGAAGGGCGGUGCGGGUUUGUUAUCCGAGGAGGAGAUCAUAUCUUGUAGAGACGCUGUCACGUAUGGGUGCAUCAAGUUCGCUGAUCUUACUUGCACUAGAACUAACGAUUAUGUGUUCUCUUUUGAUAAGAUGCUUGAUGAUAAGGGAAAGACUGCAGUGUACCUUCUGUACGCUCUGACCAGGAUCAGAUCAAUAGCACGCAAUGCGGGAAAGUCGCGGGAAGAACUUCUCAAACACGCACAAGAGAAUCCUCUCAACUUAGAACACGAAGCAGAGUUAAGGCUCGCUAAGAUGCUCCUUCGUUUCGCUGAGGUGAUAGAAGAGAUAACAGGAACGUUACAACCGCAUACCUUGUGUAAUUACUUGUACGAAAUAUCUACCGCCUUUACUUACUUCUACGAUAACUGUUACUGUAUUCAAAAGGACAGGGAGACGGGAGAGAUAAUAAAAAUCCACAUGGAUAGAUUGCUACUUUGUGAAGCAACUGCCCGAGUAAUGGAGAAAUGCUUCAACUUGUUGGGUAUAAAGACUGUCUCUAGGAUGUGAUUUAGUUCUAGUUUUAGGUUUCUUUUAUCUAUUCUUAAUUUAUA
Molecule: messenger RNA, 1800 nt
Organism: Bolinopsis microptera
Lineage: Eukaryota; Metazoa; Ctenophora; Tentaculata; Lobata; Bolinopsidae
Product: arginine--tRNA ligase, cytoplasmic-like
Exons: 13
Coding region: 68-1756 (562 amino acids)
Biological process (GO): arginyl-tRNA aminoacylation
Cellular component (GO): cytoplasm
Molecular function (GO): ATP binding; arginine-tRNA ligase activity
Source: RefSeq, a predicted model, not a curated record